Molecule: messenger RNA, 14038 nt
Organism: Myxocyprinus asiaticus (Chinese sucker)
Lineage: Eukaryota; Metazoa; Chordata; Actinopteri; Cypriniformes; Catostomidae
Product: dynein heavy chain domain-containing protein 1
Exons: 43
Coding region: 1-13680 (4559 amino acids)
Biological process (GO): microtubule-based movement
Cellular component (GO): dynein complex
Molecular function (GO): dynein intermediate chain binding; dynein light intermediate chain binding; ATP binding
Source: RefSeq, a predicted model, not a curated record
AUGUCAUCACCCAAGAGAGAAUCUCAGAGAAAAGGCAGUACAAGACCUGCCAUCACGCAAAGCAAAAGAGAAGACAAGCUUGACUUCUCAUCAAAAUGCAGUUUGGAAUGUGUAGCCACAGCAUUACCAGCAUUUAAGCAAAAAACCUCACUCUUCCACCACACCCUUACAAACAGGGCCCUGUCUCCACUGCAAUAUGAUCUGUCUCUUCUUAAACUACCUCAGUUAGUAUCAAAGGUGGGAGUUGAGCUCGCAGUCAGAGAGUCUGUGUGGAAGGAAGGACCCCGUUUGAUGGUAUCUGCACUUAGUGCUGAUAUUCCUGUCAAAGCAAUGCAGCACAGUGUCAGAAAAUUCGAUUUUGACCAUGAGAAACCCACCGUGCCACAGGAAAGGACUAAAACCAGGAAAAAAUGCAGACCCAAAUCCAAACCACUCUCUGGAACUGAGGUGGUUGAGAUUUUAGCAAAGAAAAAACAUCUGGGAGAAUAUGAUUUUUAUGAUUUGAAGGCUUCUGAAGAUGGUCCUUACAGACCAUAUGACUUGCACGUGGUCCCAAGCAGUGCGGCGGGCACAGAUUACUACACCUUCACCCCUGCCACCGUAAUACAUGUGCAGGAUGGAUGCUGUGUUGAGCUGUGGACCCUAACAGAGUGGUAUCGAGAGUCUGUGCUAUGGCGAGUUCUGAGAGACAUCCCAUUUUUCAGAGAUGAUUUACUUCGCAAGACUUUCAAACGGAUUGACUUUCUUCCAUCUCAACUGUUGAUAGCAGUGCCCCAGUUCAGGGACACCUUACUACAUCUCUCCAGAUUAAUCGAGGAGCUAAAGCAAAUCAAUUGGCUACCACAAGACGAUUCAAGGACUUAUACACUCUUAGAGUUCCAAACUGCACUCCUGGAAAAGAAUCAGGCAGCUCAAGUUUCUUUAGAUAGUUUCCUAGAUUGCCGUGCUGUAAUUCUGAAUAUGGUAAAGGAUAAGAGUUACCAAGCAUAUCAAGAACUCCAAAGGAAAGUGGAACACUCAAAGCUUAACCAUGGCAGACAAUCCAUAUACCUUCAUCACACCUACCUUAGAAACCUGCAGAAAGAGCUCAGCCAAGCAGAGCGAGCCCUUCAGCAGCUGGAAAACCUAGCUGCUCUAGCUGACUGCAUGACUAUUCAAAACCUUGUCACCAUCUCAAAGCAGGAGGUCACAGCUUUCCUAAACAAUGUUUUAAAGAGAGAGCAGGAACAACAGGGCAGCCUCUUCCAGGCAGAGAUUGUAUUUGGAGUAGAUGGCCAGCUUACUGUUUUUCCUCCACUGCACUUGUUCCAGGAAGUUUUGUUUGGAGCUGUGCUAUCGGUAGUAGAUUCUGUCCUGCUGGUAUUUGAUUCAUGGAGUUUGUCAUUUGACUCUAAAGUCCAACUGCUUAAAAGUUCCAUGUUCAUCAGUGGUGUUGAAGACCUCACCAGCAGAGCAUGUACCAGUAUGACUACUGGCACUACAGACAGUGGUUUUGAAGUAGCAGGUCCUAGCAGAGUUGCCUCCCAAAAAGAGUGUAAUAUGUCACCCCAAACCAUUGUGCCAGUCAAAAUGAACUCCCUCAGGAUUGAGGCACAAAGAGUGCGAGGGUACUAUCAUUCUCUGUCACGGAGACAGCUAGAGUGGAAUUUGAAACUCCAUAUUGGCACAGAAGAGAUUCAAAAUGAGCAGACCAAGAUUACACAGGAAGCCAUUGCAGAGGUGCACCAACUAUGUGAGAGUCACUCUUGGUUGAUAGAUGUUCUUGUAUUCACCAACCAGUGGGGUUCAACUGCUCUGGAGGCCUUGCAAGGAGGUUCCUCCCUGAAAUAUGAGGAACAAAUAAAGAAACUUCAUUUUUGGAUGGAUAGAGUUCACAACAUGCCAUCAUCCUUUACCACAUCGAAUAAACUGUUCACUGUUAAGAUCUCCAACAUCCAGGAUGAGAUGGGUUCCUUGUUGAGCACCAUUGAUGAGGAUGUGCUAAAGCUACUGUCUGAAGAUUUGCACUCACGCUCUAAGAACUUGACUUCUGAGCUGAAAAGAGCUGUGGAAGUCAUGAAGUCUGAGCCAAAUAACUUUGAUGAUUUCACAGUUUUUUCAAAUAUGGUAAAGCACAGUGAGAGGACAUCAGAUGAUAUGAAGCAGAGACUGGAAGACCUCCACUCUCUACAACAGGCUGUGCAGAGGAAUUAUACACACAUUGUGACAUCAGAUGGAAUGCUCUUUUUAAAGCAGAUGGAUGACUUGUGGAAUCAGUUUAUUCCACUCUUGAAACAAGCUGCAGACAUAGAAACCCAGCAGCUUCCUUCUAGACUUAAUACACUGGACAGCAACUUUUCCUCAUUAGCAAACAAAAUACAUAACCUGGUUUCAAGAGCCACCUCUGGAGCCUACCUUGACCCUGACCAGAAUGCCAAGGAAAUGCUUGUCCAGCUCAAUGCAUUGUGCAUUCAAUUCAAUAUAACUGCUGAACAGCUAAAAGAUCAGAGCAGAGCCAGUGAGAGCUUGAGAGGACACCCACUAGAUCUUACUUUUGUGACUGAAGCACAGCAGAAUAUAGAAGCAAGAAAAGGCCUCUGGGAGCUUAUGAGUGUGUCCUCCACACAAAUCCAAGAGUGGAAGCUACUGAGGUUCAGCAAGUUUGUGGUGGCUAAAGCCCAAUGCAAGGCUAGUGAAUGGCUGCAACAGGCAGAAGCUUUUGCAAGAGUUAUUCCCUCACAUGAUGCCGUGCUACAGAAAACCCUACAGAUUUUGCAGGGAUUCGAUCAGCUACUCCCUGUAUUAAGCAAGCUAUGCAGCCCCACACUGAAACACAAACACUGGAGAAACAUUUCAAAGGGAAUCAGCCUGCUGUAUGAACCAGAACUGAAAUUAACACUGGCUGAUCUUAUGUCCAAAGAACUGCAGGAGCAUCAAAAUGAAAUAAACAAGAUCUAUCUAGAUGCCAAAACUGAGGCAGAUAUGGACCAGACAUUCCAAACACUUCAAAGCCACUGGAAAGGGGCAGUAUUUCGUCAUGCCAGGUUCAUUAUUGCUGUGCAGCAACAACACCAUCCACAACUAGGUGAUGCAAAGGGGGAAAACACUUUUCCUUCUCAUGACUCACCUCACAAUGCACUAAAGCACCACAUUAUGGAUGGUGGAACCUUCACCAUUGUUGGUUUAGAGAUUCUUAUGGCUCAGACUAAGGAAAGUGUUUCGAUCCUUUCUGAAAUGUUGCAUUCUCCACUUGUUGCUGAGUUUCAAGAGGUUGACCACUGGCUGCUGCUUUUACAGGAGCUGGAUGAAUUGCUGGAUCUUUUUGGGAGAUAUCAGCAAAAGUGGAUCUUCUUGAGCAAAAUGUUUAAGGAAGCAUUUGUUGACAUCCAAAAAUCAGAGAUGCAAGAGAAGUUUCACCCAGUGGAUAAGAUGUUUCGGGAAAUAAUUCAGAUCACAGUUGAUGAGCCUCAUGUAUUAAGAUUUGUUCAACUGAUGAAGACAAAAGAGACCAGUCACAGUUUCCAAGGACAAAGUCUUUGUGCUGUCUUUCUGAAUGGACUCAUAACAAUGGAGGAGAUUUCCAAUCAGUUACGCUAUGUCUUGGAAUCAACACGAAGCCAGUUCCCUAGACUCUACUUUCUCAAUGAUGAAGAGGUGAUGAAGCUUCUCUCCUUGCAGCUCCCAGGACCUUCUUCCCUUUUACCACUGGUACAAAAAUGCUUCAGGGGAGUGAGGUGGCUUGAUAUUCAGGGUGAAGGUGAUGUGAGUCAUAAACAUGACUUGACAGAUCUAUGUAAUGAGUUGAUGCGGGUAUGUGGUGUAUAUGGGGCCUUUAAGGAACAUGUUCCCUUCCUCUGUCCUCUUGAGUCAAACCUCAAUCCUGUGGCUUGGCUUGGUCUCUUUGAUCAAAAAUUAUAUCAAGCAAUGAAACAGACAAUUCUGAAAUGCCUAGCUGUCCAGCAAUGUUCAAGGCUAGAACAUCUUGAGGACACCACAGACUUGAUUGGGAACAAUAAGAGUAACAAUUUGGAAGUAGUUCAUGAACCUCCCUCACUUUUGCAGCUAAUAUCACACUAUCCAUUGCAAUGCCUUUUGGUGGUCGAAGAGGUUUUGUGGUGUAGUAUGGUCCAGAAGUCAUUCUACGGUUCAGCAAAAUCCACAUGGGCACCAAUCAAGUCCCAAAAUAUAGCAAAACUGCGCUAUUUGUGUCAGGUUAUAAAAGACCACUCUGCAAAUUCAAAAGAUAAACGCAUCAUAAUAGCUCUACGUGCUUUGGUUAUGUUGACCAUGAAGCAUUCCCAGCAAACUGAUGGGCUUGUUGAAGUAAAAGGGGAACUGGAGUCUUCUUUUGAAUGGCACAAGUUACUGAAAUAUCACCUAAGCCCAAGUAAUAAUCAGACUCCAAGUGACAUAUUUACAUCUCAGGAGGAUUUGGCCUGUAAGGACCAGGAUGUCUAUGUUGAUAUUUUGUGCACACAAUUGCAAUAUGGCUAUGAAUACAUAGGGCCUGAGAACUGGACAAUGGUGACUACCCCUUCAACUGAACAAGCUUACAUGGGCAUAAUCUUUGCCUUAUCCACCUACAAGUCUGCUUUCAUCAGUGGACCCCACAUGUCGGGUAAGCAGCAUACUGCAGUGCAAUUGGGAUAUGCAUUGGGAAGACAAGUGGUCAGUAUGGAGUGUUGUUCAAAGACCGGUUCCUCAGUGGUUUCUCGAAUGCUUCUUGGUGCUCUUCAAACUGGUGCUUGGCUUGUGCUUGAUUCUGUGGAUUCAAUGGGACAAGGGUCAUUGUCUGUGUUGGGACAACAUUUAACAGAUAUUCAUCAACAUUUAGCAGUAGUUCAAAGACAUGCACAACAGGAAGGACAUGAGCCACUACUUGAUGUUUUCUCAAAACUGUCCUCCUCAGUUAGUAAGUGCAGCAGUAGAGAAUUCCUCAAAAAGCAUAGCAAUACAGGGAAUAAGGUGGAAUGUCAAACUGCUGGGAAAAAUAAGUUAAAUUAUGGUUGUAUCACAAUUGCAGCAAAUGGAUACUCAACUGAGGUACCUGAAAACUUGAGAGUAGCUACCAGGCCUGUUUCAUUGAUGCAACCACACUACAGGAUCAUUGCAGAAGUGAUGCUGGUUUCGUUAGGAUUCUCUGAAGCAGCAACCAUAAGCCGCUGCCUGGUCUCUCUCUUCAGCCUUGCGAAGGAUUCACAUUGCCUUCCUGAUUUUGUCUGUGGUCAUCAGACCUCCUGGCUUGUCCUUCUCAGAAAUGUGAUUACUGCCUCUGGAACACAUUUGCAUCACAACAGUCAUUUGGAAGAAACUGAUAGGGGUGAAUUUUCUAGACAGAGUUGGACAGGAUCUGUUACAACACUAAAGCCACUUGAAACAAGCCAAGGCCAUUAUUCAUUGCAUUUUAAGUCUGUCGAUCAAUCUGAUGCAUUUAUAAAUGCAGAGUUAGAGGAGCAAGCAGUAAUCAAAGGAGUUCUGUCAGCCAUGCAGUUUACUGUUUCAGAUUCAAAGAGAGCAUCACAGUUUCUUACAAUAUUUGAGGAAAUCUUUCCAGAAGCUAGGUAUUUUUCAAGUCUCCAAAAGUCUGAGGAGAGAGAACAAAAUGUCCUUACAAAUGCAGUGAAAGAAGAAUUACAGCAAAGACAAUUUUAUGCAGAAAGACAAAUGCUUCAAAAUGUGUUGAUCCUGUAUCAAGCUUUGAAGCUCUCCAAUGUUGUAGUGCUCAUUGGACCAGCAGGAAGUGGCAAAACAACUUUGUAUCAAGCUCUUGCGGGUGCACUUCAAAAACUUGCCAAAGCUAUAGCGGCUGACUUUAUUGAGGAUGAUCAUUAUUCAUCUUGCCCAUGUUGGACCACUGUAAACACAGAGAUCUUAUUCCCUAAUUCCUUCUCCCACGAAGAGUUUUUUGGCAGUACCUGUGAUCUGUACAAAUCUUGGUGUGAUGGGGCUUUCACCAAAGCCUUAAGACACUCAAAACAGCAUGAACUUUCGCCCAUGGCUUCUUGCAAAAGCAAAAAUAAAACUGUACAAAUGAUAAAGAGAGUAAAAUGGAUUGUGCUGGAUGGGGAUCCACUUGGUAAGCCGUCUUGGUUAGACUCUUUGACUACUCUUUGUGAUCUUGAAAGUCCCUUUCUUUGGCUUUCAUCAGGAGAGAAAGUUCAGCCAUUAAGAGCGGAACUGAAAAUACUAGCUGAGAUCAUAAACCUUGGUGAGGCAUCUCCCUCUUUAGUGACACACUGCAAUCUAGUAUAUGUCUCUGGAGAGAACAUGUGGAGAGCUGUGUGGAAGAGUGAGAUGGAUGUGCUCUCCAGGGUCCAUAAUCUAGACAAGAUUAUUCGGAAAAUGUGGAGGCACCUAGCUGAAGACCUUUUUUCAGACACUGUAAUGUUUCUCAGACACAAAACACUUUCUCCUGUGAUGGCCUGUGAUGGAUAUGGUUUGCAGGAAGUAAUGUCAUUCAUUAGAAUUCUUCAUGCCCUUUUAGAGCAUUUUGGGAAAGGAGCAGGCUUGAAAUAUACAUCAAGGCAAACUGAGACAACAGUGCUCAAGCCAAGCUGUGCUGAUUUCAUGGCUCCCUCCACUCAGUGGGGAUUGCGAGCAAGAAAUGUAUUUGUUGUGGCAUACAUUUGGGGUUUUGGAGGACACUUGCACCCUAGACACUGGACACAAUUUGAUCUUUUUGCACGAGAGGCCCUGUAUAAGAGCCUUUGCAAAGUUGAGACUCCACCUGAAGGCACAGUGUUUGAGCAUUUCUUCGAAUUCAAUGAGGAAAUAGGAGAAACAACCAAUUUCAUCAGCCCCACCAAGCAUAAGAGUCUACAGCUCUCCUUCACAUAUGUGCCCCAGUAUGAAAAGCAUGCAUAUCUCCUGGAAAUGCUGCUGGAUGCUCAUCAGCCAGCACUUCUUGUGGGAGAGUCUGGCUCUGGCAAAACAAUACUGUGCAAGUCUUUAAUAUCACAAGGCAGACCACACAAGCAUUUACCAGCUAGUCCAUGUCUACAACCUUCUGACUUAUGCAAGAUACUCAAGGGAAUGGGCUACCAAAACACUCAACCAGAAAACAUUGGGGAUGCCUUAAAACAGCCAAACUUACUUCUGUUCAUCGAUGAUCUGCAUGAAGCACCAUUUGAUGCUUGUGGAAAAACAUCAAUGACUCUAGAGAUCUUGCGUCAGUCUAUUUUGAGGGGUAGAGUGUUGACUUCUGACGGAACUCACCUCAAGCUGUUGCAAACAAGAGGCAUUAAUUAUCUAGGCACUUGCAGUGCUCCUAACGUGGGCAACAGCAAUUGCAAUCAGAUUUCUCCUCGGCUCUCUCGGCUGUUUACCAUCUUGGCCCUACCAAGCAUGACUUUGGAAAUCUUGUUUUCUAUCUAUUCUUCAAAAUUGCAACCAUGGUUGAAGGAAAUACAACCAGUGCAAAGGGUUGCAGAUAUGGCAAACUGCAUCAUUACUUCAACUCUGAAUGUCUAUGUUGCUGUGCUUGAACAUUUUACAACUGCUUCACACAGUCUAAACUUAAUGUUUUCUUUGCAUGAUAUUCGAAAAGUGUUUCAAGGGAUGUGCCUCUGGAGGCCAAUGCUUGAUGCCCAGCCGACUCUACUAAAGAUGAGCUGUCUGGGUGUUAGGAGCUUUUCUUCAACUGAGAAAACCGUCUGUCUUCCAGCAGUUCUUAGUAUUGCAGCCCUUGAGCUUAACAUUGCUCGCCUGUGGAUGCAUGAGUGUUUGCGCACCUUUGGUGAUCGUCUAGCUUCAAUUGAGGCAUGCAAAAAACUUGUUUCAAUUAUAGCUGAAGUUUCUGAGAAGAAUUUUUGCACUAAGUUGUCUACUCGGUACCAAAUAUCCCCAGCAGAUAUAUCCAGUCCUAAUGGUCAAUCAACAGUGACAAACACUCAUAAUCUGAACCAACAUCUACUUUCAAGCCCAUGUCAGUUAGAAAAGAAUGCUCUUCCUGUGCUAGGACUGGCAGACAUUGAGUCAGAACAGACAGAGAGAGUAGAGAGCUAUGUUUCAAAGAGCAACUCCAGCCUGAAUGGUUCAGAAGGUGAUGAGAAUGCAUCCUUAUACAAAAAGAACAAAUUAAAAGAUGAAGAAAUUAAGCGUGAACCAGCAACAUCAGAGUGUAAAUAUGAAUCUGUAAGUAAAUCACUGUGCAGUCAAUCUCCUUCUGGUGAAGAGAAACAUGUUUCAAAGCUAGCGUCACAGAAAGAGUUAUCCACUCAACAUGUCCCUUUAACAACAUGUGAAAUAAACACCCCAAAAAUAUUCAUUGAGCUUCUGCAGGAAUGUGCUUCUUCCAUCCAAAAUGUUGUCUUCAGUCCAGAACUUUGUGGGCAACUGAACAACAAACUUCAACAUCAUAAUUUUAAACGCAACUCCAUGUAUCAAGAGAGAGACGUGGACGUACUGAUAGACCAGCUAGUUCAUGCUAUUAAAAGCAGGGAAGAAAAUAAAGAGGAAAAGUCUGAUAACAGUUACUACAGCCCUACAUGGGUUGUGCAUCAUCAGAAUGUAUGUCAGCUUGUGCGUAUCCUCCGAGCUUUGCUUAUUCCUGGUGGACAUGGGGCUCUAUUUGGAACAGCAAAGAAAACAGGCAGAAAGACCAUUGUACGCCAAGCUGCCGCUCUGGCAGGAUACCAACUAAUUGAGGUUCAUCCUGGAAAUGAGGCCAAGUUGUGGGAAAUGUUAAAAGAGGUUGGGACCCGAAUAGCUGUGAAUGGUGGAUCGUUGGCUCUACUGGUUCACGAGGAUACCAGCCAGGCUGUUAAAGAAGAGCUGCUGCUAAUUAUGGCAAAUGGAACUCUUCCUGGACUUUAUUCAGAUGAGGAAGUGAAGAACGUGACACUGAGGAUGAAAACACAAGGCAUGAAGAACACGCAGCGGCUGUUGAAGGAUGACCAAGCUCUUGAAAUGUAUUUCAAAAGCAUCAAAAGAAAUAUGCAUGUUUUCCUGCUUUAUCCUCUACUCUGGGACAAGAGUGAAAGACAGUCUGGAAAAUCUUUAGUUAGUGAGAAACAUAUCUCCAAGGCUUUGAAUCUAUGUUGUUGUGUAGAAGUGUACCAACCUUGGACCACAGAAGCUUUGGUCGAAAGUGCCUUGUAUAAUUUAAGGACCAGUCAUCAGAUACCCGAGACAGAUAUUGCCAAGGAUAGCUUAGUGGCUAGUAUUUCUAAGGCAAUGGCAGGAAUUCAUCUGUCUGCUACAAAAUAUGCUGUCACACUGCUUAAUUUUCAACCAUUCAGUCCUCGGUCCUAUACAGAGCUGAUGGUUCAGUUCUUCUGUCACUGCCAGCACCUCUUUGAGCAAAACAGAUUUCAGGAUAACCGGUUGGCAAAGGUUCUAGCAAGUGUUAAGGAAAUGUCUGACACAGCCACAAGGCACACUCAAGUAGUUUUGAGUUUCAGGGCCAAAUGUGAAGAAAAACAGAAGUGUCUGGACCAGCUGCAGAGGUCAGUAGACAUGGCCCAAAAAAGCUGGGAACAGACCCGGCACCAUAGUAUGCAGGAAGAGAACUACCUUUCCCAGCUAGAGGAUCAAUUACUUCAAGUUCAGCAACAAAUUCAAGAUGCCUUUAAACAGGUAAGCCCACUGUACCAGGCAGCUGUGGAAGUACUGCGGACUUUGAGCCACUCUGACUUGGAAGAGGUCCGGAACUACAGGGCACCCCCUGACAUAGUGGUCAGAGUCAUGGAUAUUAUAUGCAUAUUAUUCAACCAGCCAUGUGGCUGGGCAAACAGCAAACAACUUCUGAGGCGUUCCAGUUUCUUUCAGGAACUGGAAUUUUUUGACUGCUCUAAAUUAAGUGAUGAGAUGAUUCAAACUUUGGGGCAGUUCGUACAUGCACCAAGCUUCCAGCCAAGUUAUGUGCGAGAUGUGAGUCAGGCAUGCGAGUCUUUGUGUCAUUGGGUUAGGGCAGUUUACCAGUAUGCUUGUGUACAGUGCCGUAUGGUCCCUAAAAAGGCUCAAAAGCAUGAUUUAGAUGUGCUCAUGAAAGAGAGUCUAGCAAGGUUGAGGGACGCCAGGCUGCAAGAAGAAUCAGCACGGGAAAGACUAGAAGACCUGGAGAGACAGCAGGAGUUCAACAGACAUGACAUGGAGUUGCUAAAGGCUCAGCUUAGCACAGCAGAGGCACAUGAGAGGGAGUCAUCUGCUGCCCUCAAGCUGGUGGAACAUCACACUGAAGACUGGACAUUGGCAAGAAAGGAAGAAAAACUGAAUAAUCACAAUAUUCCAGGCGACGCUCUGUUAUUGGCAGCUACUGUAACAUACUUGGGUCCAUUUGGGCCUGAUAUUCGACAGGAGCUUCUGCAGAAGUGGUACAAACUUUGUCUCACUGGUGAAAUUAACAUAAAAUCUGAGGACCCACGUAUAACAAUUUUUAAUGUAGUACCCCUUACAGCCUCUGAAAACUAUGUUCCCAUUCCUGUAAAAUUCAUAUUCUCUUUAUGCAAUGUUACAGGAGAUGAAGAAAAAUGCCAUAAAAAGGGACUUACAGUUGCUGCUGAUGAUCCAGAGUUACUUGAUAAACUAAAUCAUGGAGCAGAAGAAGGUCUAAGAGUAUUGGUGACACAUAUUGAACGAGCACUGCAAGACCUAAAAUUCCUUGAGGUGUUUGUUCAACUAGCAGGUCGUCAGCCUCUUGAUCAGAGCCAUCCUGUUAAAGCUGCUCAUUCUGACUUUCACCUCUUUAUGAGUACUUCUCUCCCAGUUCGAGAUCUGGUAAAUGAAAUUCACCCUUCCUUCCUGGAUGAUGUUCAAAUUAUCGAUCUUUCUUUGAGCACAACGGAAGUUAAAGAUCUUAUUUUGGCAGAACUGAUGCAAUCAGAAUGUUCAAAACUGUGGACUCUACACUGCCAAGUACAAACAGAAAAACAGACGCUACAGCAUAACCUUUGUCAAAACAAGGUUUCCUUGAUAGAGUACAUCUUGAAUAAUUCCACACCACUGCUUCUGGACCCUGAGUUCCUCCCACAUGUGGAUACAUGUCAGAGUGUCUCUCUUGGACUUAAGACAAAAAUCAAGAAGCUGACCCAAGAGAUAGAUCGUCACAAAUCCCUAAUGGCUGAUUUUUAUGGUGUCGCAGAACUCACCACAGCCAUUUACAAUGCUCUACAGGAUGUGGUCCAACUUUCCCCUUGUUACCUUUUUACUCUACACAGUUUUCUCCUCACUUUACGAUCAGCUUUAGCCCAGAAGAGCCCAGAUAUGAGGUUUCAUGGAGAGAUGGUGCCGAGUGCAGUCAUAACUGAGAUUACCCAGAGGAUUGUUUCUCAUUUUGUCUCUCAGUAUAAAUCAUGCUUGUUCCAGAGCCAUUCAGCAUUACUCAGAUUGAUGGUAUCUGUGGCACUUAUUGUGCACAAUGAAGGCUGCUCUGAUGCUGAACGAGUUACUUUCCUCAGAGGAUUGAGCGACUUGAAAUUUCCAGAACGUUUUUUAGCACUAUCCACACAGUCUAUCCCUGAACUUCCGAGCUGGAUUCAAACACACACGCAAGAUGAUAUUUAUCUCUUAGAGACAAUAGCACCCUUCAGAGGUCUAGUGUCAUCUCUGGUAAAUUCAUCCAAGUUAUGGAAGGAGUAUCUGCACUUUCCUUCAUCCACAGUAAUUGGACCUGUCCCUUGUCAGUCUCACUCCCAUUUGUCCACAAUGCAGCGUGCUAUUCUCUGGAAGACGCUGUGUCCUCAUUGGCUAGCAGCGGUGGAAGAGGACCUUGCAGCUUGUGUGCAAGGAAGUAUGCUGCAUUCAGUUGUUGCUGAAGGCCCUCCAAUAGGCUCUCCAGAAGCACUCUCCAAUCUUUUGUCCAAACAUGAAGGUCCUGUAGUUGUACAUCUGCCAGAUAAAAAUGAAGCUACACCUGUAAGAAUCCAUCCUCUCCACUUGAUUAAACAAGUUGCUCAGUACCAAGCAGAAAAGAAAGGGGUGAAUGUGAAUUUUAUUUCUUUCGGGAAUGGUUGCCAUGGAGAUACUGUUCUCUCAUCGCUGGACAGUGCUAUCCAGAAUGGCCACUGGCUAGUCCUUAACAACUGUCAUCUGCUUGACUGUUGGGAUGUCAGAGUUGUGAAUGAGUUAACACAAAUAGUGUCAUACACUACAAAAGGGAAUUUGACAGAUCUGGAGGCAAAUGGAGGGCCUUUUCGUGAUGGUAGAAGCGUAGUAAAGUUUGUGCAUCCCUGUUUUAGACUUUGGCUCAUAACCAAAGGUGACAACCCUCAAUCAGUUCCAGUUGCAGUUAGAAUCAGUGCCUUCCACUUGGUGUGGGAUUCCUCCUUGGAUCUGAAGGAUGAAUUGUGGUCCUCAGCUAGACUAACGCUAUCUGCAGCACUCUCCUUCUCCUCUCCCGGACACUCUAAGGACACGGUGAGGCCACUUCUGCAGUGUGCCAUCCUGCACUCUGUCCUGCUGCAAAGACAAACAUUCAAACACUUGGGCCAAGGGCAACUUUACUUUUGGACUCAGGAAGAUCUGCUUGCACUGAUUGACGCACAUGUCCGCAUAGCCAAACACUGUAGUGAUCCCACUGGUGCAUUAGAGUACAUAGCAGGUCACCUGGUAUAUGGCAGUCACGUUUCAGACCAUGCUGAUCUAGCAGCUGUGCGGAGUGUUGUUAGGGUGUGUCUAGGACAACCAUCUACAUUGUGGGGACGUGGCCCUCACAUUCUUUCAGAUAUCAUUAGCUUUACAGGAAGAUUUGAUGCUGGAUGCCUAUUGAAAGGCUUGAGACGUCGUAUUCAGUCCAUCACUAGUGGUACUGACCCAUUAAUUCUGGGCUUUAGUCCAAGUAUGGCAGGUGAUAUGGUGAGGCUCAAAAGUCACACCCUCAACAUUCUACUGUACCAGUCGCAGAGCAUCUACGGAGAUGUCAUAGGAGGCCACGGUUCCCCUGUAAUGCAACCCCAACAACUUGAAGACUACAAGCAGGCUUGGGAAAGGUUGCUAACUUUGCAAGACAAGUUGAGACAGAGGGAUAACAGCAUUGGUGUGGGAAUGGAAUCUGCAUUUCUUGGUCCAUUACAUUGUUUCUUCCUGGCAGAGUGGGAGUGUUUGGGCAAGCUGGUGUCUUCCUUGCUUUUGGAAAAUUUUAAGCCAAUUAAAAAUAACAUAAUAGGCUCCACUCCUGCAUAUCUAACAUCAUCAGCUCUCUCACGUCUAGAGACUCAAGCAGAACUUCUCAGAUCAUACCUGUGGGAGGAGUCAACCAGCAUUUCACCUCAUGCUUAUCAAUUGGCUGCCUUUCUUAAUCCCCAAGGCUUUCUGGCAGCUCUGAUCAGAGAUGCAGCCCACAUCCAACAGAAGGAUAUCAGCCUAUUCUGUAUGCAUUUCAAGGUGCUUGGUGAUACAGUAACACCAUCCUCUUCACCCCAAUGUGGUGUCUGCCUGUCUGGACUUGAACUACAGGGAGCGUUGUGGAAUCCAGGGCUUGAAGUUCUUGAGGAUACUCUGUCCCCCGAAUCUACUCAUUUCCCAGCCCUCUGGGUCAGUGCUGAAAAGGGGGAAGGUGACAGAAGCUCUUCCAUUAAUAGCCCACAUUUUAAUUCCUCCUCCCUACCUCUCUAUUACUGUCCCUUGUAUGUAAACAGACAAAUUACAGAUGGAGAUCACUGUCUAUCUGCUGACAACAUUAUCACCCAUGUUCCACUUGCAACAAAGUUAGAUCCAGUGCUGUGCACUAUGAGACGAGUUAGGUUAACAAGUACUCUCUUAUAAUACCCCCAGUGAGGAAUGGUUUUAAAAAUCUGAUCUGUGAAGAAAUAAAAGGGAAGUAUGAAAAACAAAAUGUGUCAUUUUGGCAUUAACAUUAUUGCAAACUUGCUUAUCUUACAGAUGGUGAAACACAUUUGAUAAUCUUUCAUAGAAAACUUGGAAGUGUUUAGUGGACUUAUUUUUAUGUCAUACAUUAUCAACGAUUUUUGAUUUUUUUGUUUUAGUAUUCACUUAUAAAGACUACUAGAAAGACCAAUGUUUUGUUUUUGUCAUUUUUGUCAUUUUGUGCUCUUAACAUUUCAUGUGUGUUAAAAAUGAAGGUGUUAACAAAAACCUAUACAUAUACUUAAUGGAGAUUGUC